GCAAGAGCAGGCAAGCAAAACCGAAUCAGUCAGCAUCACGCGCCCGAGCGAGGUGGUCGCGUCUACGCUGCCUUCGUUCGCAAUAAUCACGCGCUAUUUGACAGUCGUGUAGUUGAAUAUGACAUUAGUGUGUCAGGGUGUACACAGUUGAAGCUUAUUGCCUAAGAUCAGAAACUAAGUAUAAUUUGGGCAUUAUUUAUGGUUAACUUUGAUUAUAACCGUAAAACUUUAUUGCUGUAACACAAAUGGGAUGCCAAUAAUUGUUGAGACACACUGUAACAUCAACAUAAAAUAAUAACAACAUCUUUUAGUGUUUAGUGAUUCAAGGCUAAAGCUAAACAGUAGCUAGAAGGGAUCAAACAUUUGUAUGUGUUUGUGCAAUGGUAAUAAGUACUAGUUGGUGAUUGUGCGAUGGCCAAGUGGUGGGUGCCGCUAGCGCUGCUGCUGCACGGCGUGGCGGCGCAUUACACCCCCACGUGGGCGGUGCACGUGCCAGAGGGGAGGGAAGCGGCUGAUGCUGUCGCAGCGGAACACGGAUUCAUCAACCUUGGAGAGAUAUUCGACAACCACUUCCACUUUCAUCAUAACUCGGUGUCGCGGCGGUCGCUGCGGCCGGCGGCGGAGCAUCACGGCAGAUUGGAGAAUGACGCCAGAGUACACUGGGCAAAGCAGCAGCGAGCCCUCUCCAGGAAAAAGAGGGACUUCCAGAUAUUAUACAAUAACAGUACUACAGUUGAAACGGUAACAUCGGAUCCGUACCCGUCAGUGGGUACGAAGCGCGAGGCGGGCAGACGGGAGCUGCAGCGCGCGCGAGUCAAAGGCCGUCUGCGUUCCCUCGACCCCAGGUUCCUGCUUAACGACCCCAAAUGGUCACACAUGUGGUAUCUGAAUCGAGGUGGUGGUUUGGAUAUGAACGUUAUCCCCGCGUGGCAGGAAGGUAUCACUGGCCGUGGUGUUGUGGUCACCAUUCUCGAUGACGGCCUCGAAACUGACCAUCCUGAUCUCAUCGCUAAUUACGAUCCGAUGGCAUCGUAUGACGUGAACUCCCACGACUCCGACCCUCAGCCGAGGUACGACAUGAUUGACUCCAACAGACACGGCACGCGGUGUGCCGGCGAGGUCGCCGCUACCGCCAACAAUUCGCUCUGCGCCGUUGGCGUCGCUUUUGGAGCAAGUGUUGGAGGUGUACGUAUGUUGGACGGUGACGUAACUGAUGCGGUGGAAGCCAGGUCCCUGAGCCUCAACCCUCAGCACGUGGACAUCUACAGCGCCUCCUGGGGACCAGAUGAUGAUGGGAAGACUGUCGACGGUCCCGGCGAGCUAGCUACCAGAGCGUUUAUUGAAGGUGUUACUAAGGGUCGUAACGGAAAAGGUUCAAUAUUCGUAUGGGCGUCCGGCAACGGCGGGCGGGAGCACGACAAUUGCAACUGCGACGGCUACACUAAUUCCAUCUGGACGCUAUCCAUAUCCUCGGCCACAGAACGCGGCGAGGUGCCCUGGUACUCGGAGAUGUGCAGCUCCACGCUAGCCACUACCUACAGCAGCGGAGCUAUUAACGAGAAACAGGUUGUAACAACGGACCUGCAUCACUCAUGCACAGUGACACACACGGGCACGUCCGCGUCAGCUCCACUCGCAGCCGGCAUCUGCGCACUCGCGCUGCAAGCCAACCGCGACCUCACAUGGCGAGACAUGCAGCAUAUCGUUGUUAGAACAGCUCGACCUGAACGUUUGAGCCUGGACGGCAACUGGCGUGUGAACGGUGUGGGACGCAACGUGUCCCACUCGUUCGGGUACGGGUUGCUGGACGCGGCGGGCAUGGUGCGGCUGGCACGCUCGUGGCGCACUGUGCCGCCGCAGAGACGCUGCGAGCUCGCCGCACCGCGCCCGCAGCGACCUGUGCCGCCCAAGUCUUCUGUUGUACUGCAGCUGGAUGUGAGUGCAUGUCCCGGCGUGAAUUAUCUUGAGCACGUACAAGCCCGGGUGUCUCUGUCGGCCGCGCGCCGGGGAGACCUCAGGAUAGCGCUUACCUCGCCCGCCGGCACCAGGGUCACACUACUAGCGCCCAGGGCGCAUGAUUCGUCUCGCGCAGGCUUCAACUCAUGGCCCUUUAUGUCAGUUCACAUGUGGGGGGAGGCUCCAUUGGGCGUUUGGCAACUAGAAGUCUCAAAUGAAGGGCGUUAUAUGGCUGGACCAUUAACGCAGUGGGAACUGAUAUUCUACGGCACUGAGACUCCGGCGCAGGAGUAUGACGCCUCCCCCGAGAGCAACUCUCUGGGCACAAACGGGGGCGGGGGCGCGAGUGCUGGGGCAGAAGGACAGAGCGGGGCGGGGGCGGGGGCGGGGGCCGGCAAGAGCACAUGGGGGGGCGUCAGUCUGCCUGACUCCGAGGAGGUCAGGCAGAACGGCAUCGACGAUGAUCUCGCUCUAGUUUGGCACGACUCUCACGCGAUUCGGGAAGAAGGUUUACUGGGUUCGUCAGGAUCAUCGGAGACAUCAAGCGGUGGGAUAUCAGGCUGCGCGACUCGGGCGCCACAACUUCCUCACCGUUGUUUAGAAUGCGCGAAGGGUUUGCACUUGUACGACGGUCGAUGUCAUACGAGAUGUCCCGACGGUACAUACGCCAGCGAGAUUCUAAUGGAACGCAGCUCGAGGAGACGGAAUCUUACUUAUUUUUCUGAACAAGCUGCUGCAAGCGAUAGUAAGUCUGGACCGACGGCAAUGGAAGCCGUAGAUAUGGAACCUCGAUCUGAAACAAAGGGGAAAGCACCCUUAUUAUGUCUCCCUUGUCACUACACCUGCGCCACAUGUUCAGGCCCACAUAGCAGUCAAUGUACUUCAUGUUUAGACGACGCCCAGUUAUUCAAUUUAACAGACAGCGAAUCUAAAUUUUAUUGUUACCCGAAUACUGUUCUUCCACAGAUAACGAAUGCCCAUUGGUAUUACAAUCUUAAUGUUAUCUUGGUUAUUGUAUUAGUUGCAUUUAUCGUCAUAGGAUUUUAUAUUUAUUUUAAAUAUUUGAAUGAUAAAUGCUGUUUAAAUCAAGCGCAUUAUAAUUCGAACAUAAAAGUGGCUUACAACAAGCUGGCUGUUGAUGACAAACAUCAGAGCGCGUUGGAAAUCGAGGAGGAGAUACACAAAGCGAUCAAAUACACGACUGAUAGUGAAUCAGAGGAAGAGCUUCGCUUGUAGCGAACAUGAAUUUGCUAAUUGACACGUAGCAAUGCAGGGUUGGAUUUGUGAUUUUAUAAAUCUGUCACAAAUAUGGAUAACGCAGGAAUUUUUAGAAAUUUUAUAUAGAACUAUUUAAACUGGAUUGUACUUUUAAUGUACGAUUUAAUAUGUUUAUUUCAUUCCAAAAAAUGUGAUAAAACAUUCCUUUAUUUUGAUAACGAAAUUGGAAUUAUAAGUUUGUCUAUAGUUCGAAGAUAAAUAACAGGGGACCAAAAGAAAUUUAAAAAAAAAUUGAAUAAAUCUGAGUAUUUUGCUUACAUUAAUAUUCUAAAUUCAAAUGAGUUCAAAUUUUAACAUUCAAGGGUCAUUGCGCAAAUACAUAAAACCACAAGCUCUUGCAAUUUCAAACGUUUGGCGAAGUAAUGGCGGUAACCAGACUCUCAUCCAGUUAUCGACCCCUAUUUUAAAUGACCUUAAUGCAUAUUAGUAACUUUUGCUAGUUUCACACGAGGGUAGGUAACAGUAAAGCAGAGCAUGUACUAAUAUUGUUUAUGCGCACAUUUACAGUAAAUCAAUAGCAGUACUGUUCUGUGUAACUUUUCUCGCCUUCGUAUGAAUAUUGAUUAAAUAUUAGUACAUAUAUCUUUCUACAUAUAAAUUAUAUAAAUGGUUACUUUAAGUUGAAAAUAACAUAAGAACUCGUGAUUCAUCUUCUACUUAAGAUUUGCUCAAGUUGCCAUGUCGUAUUUAGUGUAUAUAAUUUUAAAGUUUUUUGAGCUAUUCAUUUUGUAAAUAGAAUUUUUUUUUGUAA
Messenger RNA from Papilio xuthus (Asian swallowtail), 3985 nucleotides. RefSeq names its product Furin-like protease 1 (gene Fur1). Gene Ontology annotation, molecular function: serine-type endopeptidase activity. NCBI's taxonomy places the organism in Eukaryota, Metazoa, Arthropoda, Insecta, Lepidoptera, Papilionidae. The transcript is spliced from 15 exons. The coding region runs from base 412 to 3192 and encodes 926 amino acids. Gene Ontology annotation, cellular component: Golgi membrane; trans-Golgi network. The record is from RefSeq and is a predicted model, not a curated record. Gene Ontology annotation, biological process: peptide hormone processing.